Volvox carteri f. nagariensis is the source of this 7530-nucleotide messenger RNA. RefSeq lists its product as uncharacterized. NCBI's taxonomy places the organism in Eukaryota, Viridiplantae, Chlorophyta, Chlorophyceae, Chlamydomonadales, Volvocaceae. Bases 1 to 7530 code for a protein of 2509 amino acids. The record is from RefSeq and is a predicted model, not a curated record. The transcript has 35 exons.
AUGGCUGAGGGCGAUUACGAAUUCCGUCCUAAGGCGACGGUGCUCGGCCGUCUAGAAUUGGAUGAAAUCCUUCGCAUAGCGCCACCUGCGGAAGCCAUCAGCAGAGGGUUCACGCUUCAAGAGGCUGAUGUGGACCGGGUUAUCUCCGCGGCAAGGGAGCUCGAGGGGGCUCAGGUCGUCGCUGACCCAAGCAUCCCACCCCAGCAGACGGUCGAAACCCUACUGAAAGUCGUGAGGGUCUUGCAAGCUGCUCUCGAUGUGCAGUUCUCAGAGAACGAGGAGCUGACAGCGGACUUCAACGAGCUUCAGAACAAUGAAGUUCGACGACUGCGUGAGGAAAACAACCGCCUUCGCGAGAUGCGCGACCAGGAGGAGGCAACGACGGAUGUUGGGGAGCUCCGGCGUCGCAACGAGGACCUGCUUGACCAGCUCGACGAGAUGGAGCAGCUGGUGGAGCAAUUGCGGGAGAGCGAAAAGGAGGCCCUGGCGCGGCGGGAUGAGCUAGAGGAAAGCUCCCUCUGGCAAAUCGCGUACAAAUCAAUAAAACCCCAAAACACGCAGCAAGUCCCUUGUAGUGAAAUCCAUGUAGUACACCCAUGCCCUAACACACGAUGCCUCAUGCAAAUCAAACCUUCCCUUAAUAACAACAACAACAACAACUACUACAACUACUACUACUUCAGCAUCAAGGAGCGCGACCGGGAGCUGCUCAAACUACAGACCCGCGCGGCGGACGCCGAGAAGCGCUACGAGCGGUUUCGCGACGACUACAACGACCUCAAGGAGCGCUACCGUACGCUGUCGCAGGAGCAUGACCGCGCGGUUUCGGAGGCUCGGUCGCAGGACACCAAGCAGCAGAGCGAGUGGAAGAUCGAGCGGCUGACCAAGGACAACCGGGCGCUAGAGGUCGCGAACACGGAGCUCCGGAAGGAUCUGGCGGCUGUCAAGGAGGAGAACCUGGAGGUCUCCGAGAAGAUCAUCGAGCUCAACGCCCAGCACCAGGAGUUGCUGUCCAAGAGCUUAGCUUUGGAGACGCGAAUUGAGGAGAUGAGCAGCGAUAAAGAGAAUUUGCUGUCCAUCCAGGAUGAGCUGAGAGCCGAGCUGCAGGACAAGAUGACCCUGCUGGAUGAGUUUGAGGAUAAGUUCAAUCGGCAGUACAGGAGGGAAAGACGGGCUUUGCGUGGGUGGGUUGAGGUGAGGUCCUGGGAAGAUGAGAAGGCGGGUUUGGUGGCGCAGAUCGAGGCCUUGCGGCGGGAGGGCAAGGGCCGGCGUGUGGUGGGAAAGGACGGAGAGGCCAUAUCUAUCGGCGCUGGGGGCCCUGGCGGCGGCAGCGCGGCGGAGCUGGACCAGCUGCGGAUGGAGCUCAACGACAUGCGUGAGGACAAGGCAAAUCCGUCGCUGGAUCGCGAUGGUACCAUGUGGCACAACAUGCAUAUCCUUCUGCUGGAGGCUUACGAGCAGCUGGAAGAAGACGUGGCCAAGGAGGUGGACCGAGCCCUGUCUCGCCAGCAGGAAGAAAUGGACCGCCUCAAGCGGCGAGUGGAUUUCCUGCAGCGAAAGCUGGAAGAGCAGGACGAGGACGCGGAGGACUCGCGAGUACUAAUGACGACACUGGAGGAGGAGCUUAAGGAGGCGCGAGAGCGUAAUAAGAUGUACGAGCAGGGCGUGUACGGAAUGCCCCAGGCAGUGGAGGAGAUCCGGCAGCUGCGGUCCGACCUAGCUAAGGCCAACAAGCGCAUGGAGGCGCUGGUGCAGCAGAUUAACAAACAGGCUGCCAAGGUGGAGGACCUGCACGACGAGAACGCCAUGUUGCGCAAGAAGGCGGGGAUGGGUGACGCCGACAAGGUGGACAUACGCGACAUCAAGAUGCAGAAGGAGGCGACCAUUGCGCAGCUGCGCGCGCUGAACGCCCUCUUGGAACGUCAGGUGGCUGAUCUAGAGGAGGAGCGACGCAAGCUGCGCAUGGAGAUGAAGUUCCGUGCCAAGUACCACGGACAGCAUGCGUUGGAGAUGGGUCUGACCAACGAGAAGCUGCUGCUGCUGGAGGAGUACGCGGACAGCCUCAAGAACAACCGGGUGGAGGAGGCGCGGGUGGUGGACCAGAUGCAGCAGAGGAUCAAUUUCCUGGAGGUUCGGCUGGCGGAGGUAAUGGCCUACGCCGACAUCCCCCCCAGCAUGCGACCCGCCCUCAGCGAGUUCGACCCCACAGGUCUGGGCACCUUCCAGGCGGCCGUCCAGGCGGCAGUGGCGGAGGACCUGCUCGUGGUGCCGCUGCCGCCAGCAGCGCUGCCGCCGCCGGCGGCCGCGGCCCUGCCGGCGAUUAAGGCCAAGGAGGUGGAGGCGGUGCGGAGUGUGCUGUCGGAUUGCAUGCGGCGCCUGCGCCAGAUGAGCCAAUCUCUAAUGGAGCAGCGCAACAUCAGCGACCGCGAUUACCAGCGCUACGUGGACGCCAUCCUGGCGCAGCUGACCGACGGCGACAAGGUCCUAGCGGCGCUUCUCAACGACCCCGCCGCCGCGCUCGUAAAGCAGGCCGCUACCCCCGGUUCCACCGCCUCAACCGAUCGACCUGCGGCUGGCGAGACCGGCGUCUUGCCGCGCAGCCCGCAGGGCUCACGACCGCUCACCCCCAUCGGGUCCCUGGCGCCCACGCCCGGCGGACGCCCUGGCGGCGGCGGCGGUGGCAACCCUGCCGCCGUUGUCCAGCUGCUGCCUGGAGACGCGAGCUACCUGGCGGAUGCGGUGGCGGAGGAGCUUCGGAAACGGCUACGCGGGUUGGCUAAGCAGGUGGCGGAGUUGCAGUCAGAGGUGGCGCAGAAAGAUGUGCGAAUCACGCAGUUGAUGGGUCAGAAGACGGACCUGGAGCGCCGAAUCGGUCUCACAAUGGGCGACCGGAAGUCUGAGUACGUGACCAUGGCCGAGUACGAGGAGGUGCAGCUUGAGGUGCAGGGCCUGAAAGACCAGCUCAUCGGUGUUCUGGAGGAGCUGUCGUCGCGCGAGCGCGAGGCGGCGGACCUGCACGAGGCGUCGCUGCGUUACCACUCCAAGAUGCAGACCUUCAGCGACCAAGUCAAGCUGCUAUACAGGGAGUAUUCGGGGGCGCAGGCCGCCUGGAAGAGCCAGAAGGCCCAGGCCGACACCAACGCAUACAAGGUCGCCACCCGGGAGCUGCAGACCGCCCUAGACACCCUCAGCAAGUCCCGGGACUUGACAGAAGUCGAGAAGGAGUACCUGGACACCGUGCGCCGCAUGGCGGUCGUACAGAUCAAGCAAGCAAAGCUGGCACGCGAGUUGGAAGCAAGCGUGGCGGGCGAGAAGGCGCUAACGAUGCGCGUGACGGAGCUGGAGGAGGAGGUCUACCAUAGCCUGGUGGCCAAGCACACCCGGCUUCAGCACGAGUACCGGAAGCUGCUUGAAGAGCAGGCGGAGGCGGUGGUGGCGCCCGGGCAGGAGGAGGUGUUCCGCUUGCGUGAGGAGCUGAAUGAGAUGCUCACUCGCUACGACCAGGCGGCCAGCCAGGCGGCGGAGAUGCGGCCCAAGCUCCACCAGGCUGAGAUGUUAGCCAAGGCAGCCCAGGAAGCGGCUGCCCAGCAGUCGACGGCAGGGAAACACGACCCCACGUCCAAGCUAGCAGCUGGCAGCAGCCAGCGGCCUGGCAGCACAGCGCCAUCGCCACCGCCGGUGGUCCUGGACAACGUGCUGGGCCAGGAGCUGGUGGCGGCGCGGGUGCAGCAGGAGGCGGCGGUGCGGCGCGCGGAGAUGGUGGAGAACGAACGCAAUCGCGUGCAACACAGCUUGGUCGACAUGCAGGUCUAUGGCAAGGAACUAGAAGAGCGCUUGGCGCAGAGCGCAGCGGAGUUGGAGCUGGCGCGACAGACCGCGGCUGGGCUGGAGCGGCGGCUGGCGGGCGCCAAGACCAAGGAGGAGGUCGAUGAGAUGGUUCGGCGGAUGCACGCCGCGGAGGUUGCGGCGGCAGAGGUGCAAAAGAACCACUCUGACCUCGUGUAUAAAGCGGAGGAGGCCGAGCGCCGCGCGGAGGCAGCCACACGCGACCGAAUGCGUUUCCUGUCCGAGAUCACCAACCUCAAGGCGGCGCUCCGCGACAUGUCGGGUCGCAGCGAUAAGGCCGCGCUGCUGGGCAAGCUGCACCUGGAGCUGGACCAUUGCAGGACCAAGGAGUCGUUGGCGCGCAACGCUCUGAACCGGUCUGAGCUGCAGCGCAUCGAGCUGGAGAAAACCAUCCGGCGGCAGAAGCAGGAACUGGCAAACCUGACGGGUCGUGUGUUCGCCCACCAGGACCACGCGGCCUGGUCCGACCGGCAACGCCACGAGGCGCAGGCUCAGCUGCAGGUCACCCUGUCCGGGAGGACGGAGACCUGGAAGGCGCGGCUAUGGGCGCGGAAACUCGAGCAGCUCAAGGGCCGCAACGAGGCGCUGGCAGACGGCCUGGAGCUAGCUAGGAAGCGCAUCCUUGCGAUUGAGGACGCGCGCCAAGAAGCUGAGCUGAAGCUGGAGUUUAAGGAGGACGUGGCCUCCUGGUCUAAUCGGUCCCCCAAUGAUCUGGCUCGCGAGGUGGCCCGCCUAGGCGACCAGCUGCUGCAGCUACGGCUAGAGAAGGGCAAGCUCACGCGCGAAGACAUGUUGCUGAAGGAGAAGGUGCACUACACGGAACGAGUGAACGCGGAGCUGCACGACCUACUGGAGAAGUACGAGGCCGAGUACUUCCAGGCGCAGACCCAGCUGGAAGCCGACCGGACCGCUGCGGAGCUUCGCGCCGUGGGGCUGCAGGAGGAGAUGGAGAAGCUGCAGGAGCGCAUCAAUUCCUUGCUGGCGGCCAAGGACCUCAGUGACGCCGCCGCCGCCGCCGGAGCCGCCGACGGCGGCAUCGGCAUCGGCAUCGGAAGCAGCGUCGGCAAGGGUCUGCUGCGCGGCUCGCGGGCCGACGGCGGCGGCGGGCCGUACGGCGAUGAGUUCAGCAGCUCCUUGGCGGCGGGCGCCACUUUCCGUACAACCAUGGCGGAGCGCGACCAGCUAAUUGCGAUGGGCGACUACGACGCCACUCUCGCGGAGCUUGAGGACGUCCGGCGGCACCACCGCGACGCUCUGGACCGCCUGACACAACAGAGCGACGCGCUGCUGUACGCGCUCAACCAGUUCAAGACCCGGGGCGCGGAUGCGACGAUGAAGGCUGUUGCGGAGGCCACUGUCAACGAGCUCAAGCAGCGGCUCAAGGACCGAGACCAAAUCAUUGCGGGGCUGCGGAAGCAGCUGGAGGACGACGCCGCGAACAUGCUUAGCCGCCACGUCGCCGACAGAUCCGAGAUCGAGCGGCUCAACCAGAAGCUCUUUGAGCGGAAUGACGCUUCCAUUCAAGACCUCAAGGCGGUCCUAGACCGACUUCCCCUGAAGCAGGCAGGUCAGAACGUACCGGAGGAGCAGUUGAAGCUGCGGGAGGCUCUGGAGCGGGCGCAGGACACGAUCACGGUCCUGAAGAACCGCCUUGAGCAGAAGGACGCUGCGAUCGACAUGCUCAAGAUCAGCUUCGAAGCGGAGCUAAAGCAACUCCGGGACCAGCUGGCGGCGGCACGGUCGCAAGCGGAGGCGCGCUCUGCCGCCGCGGCCAAGGCGGAGCGGGAGGAGGGUCCCAUGAAGGCCCAUCUGCAGAAACUCAACACGCAGCUCAAGAGCAAGGACGAGAUGUUGCGGCAGCUGCGGGCGGCCAUCAAAGCUCUGGAGACCAAGUUGACCCAGGUUAUGAAGGAACAUGCGGACGAGAAGAUGCAGGCGGCCAGCUGGCAGGCACAAGAGCGAAUGCAGGAGCAGUUGGAUCGUCUGACGCAGGAGCGCGACGACCUGACCCGGCGGCUGGCGUUGGCCGAGGACAACGCGGCGGCGGCCACGGGCGUAGUAGGCGCGGAGGUGCAGGAGCAUAUGGCGGUGUUGAGGAGGCAGAUACAGGAGGAGAUUGAGAGGCGCGUGACCAUCGAGCGGCAGCUGGUUAGUGUGCGGGAGGAGCUUCAGAAGUUCAAGAAUGCACGCGAGGCGGUUGUGGAUCUCACGACGGGAAUGUCCAUCGAGGCCAAGCGCCAGAUCGAGGAGCUGCAAAAGCGAAUCAAUGUGUUGGAAAAGCAAAAUGCGGCCCUCAAGCGCAAGAAGGCCCAGGAGGCGUCAGCAGAUGGUCCUGGAGAUGGGACAUACCCGCCGGGUGGCGGAGGCGGUGGAGACGACUUCGAUGGCGGUGGUGGCGGCGAGGACCAGACCGGCGGCCAGGCGCCCCUUGGUGGCGCCGAGCACGACCCCGAGGCGGAAGAACGCCGUGAGCGGGCGCUGAUCCAGUGGGAGGAGGGCAAGAAACUCAACGCCAAGGUCGACUCCUUGAAGAAGCAGCUUGCCGCCAAGACCAGCGAGGUAGUCACAUUGCAAAGGGAGCUGGAGCGGUGUGCCGUACAGGCGACCAGUGUCCAGGCAGAAGUGGACAAGCAGGCGGCCGCGAUCCGCGACCUAAGCGAGAAGUUACGACGGGCGCAGGACGCGCCCAGAACGGACCGAGCAAAGCUCCGCCGCCAGGAGGACGUUCUGGAGCUACGGCUGCAGCGCGACCAGCUGCAGCUGCAAGUCAAACGGCUCAAGGAGCGCCUCGCAGAUCUGGGCGCAACAGCCGACGUAUCUGCCGGAGGCGGCGGAGCCGCCGCAGCUACACGCCGCGCUGGUUCCGCAGGGACACGGCUCGCCGGCGGCGGUGGCGGCAGCGGCAGCAUCUCCUCCGGUCGGGAAGCAGAGCUUUUGUCGACCAUCACCAACCUCAAGACGGCGCUUGAAAAGGCCACAGCUAACAGCACGCCCACCACCAAGUACAUGCAGGAGGUGAGCCGUCGCAAGGAAGCGGCGCGCGACGCGGAGGCGGCGCGCUUGGAGGUAGAGCGUCUCAAGCAGCAGCUGACCGCCAGUAGCCGCAUGGUGGCGGAGCUGCAGUCCUCAAACGCGGAGCUGCGGCGGCAGCUGCGGGCUGCGCCAGGACAGCCAGCGGCGGCGGGCGGCAGCGGCGGCGGGGGGGUAGCGGAGCUGGGCUUGCAGUUGAGUAAUUUGGAGAUGCUGCUUGGGCAACGGGAUGAGGAGGUGGCAGCGCUGCGUGGCGCGUUGGCACAACGGGAUACGGAGUUGGCGGCGCUACGAGGUCCAGACGGCGCCUCUGGCGGCGCCGAGGUGGCUUCGCUGCGCCGGCAGCUUCGGGAGCUGGAGGCGGAGAACGAGGACCUGCGCAACGAGCUCAACGCCUUCGACCCUAGCUUCUGGGAUGAGGUCAUGGAGAUGAAGCAGCAGCACGCUGAGCUGUCUCGCUUGGUGGAGCGCUACGAGGAGCAGGUGGUGGAUUUGUCGGAACGGCUAGGGAUACCGCCCCAGCUGCAGCGCCGCGGCGGCGGUGGCGGCGGCGGCGGCGGCGGCGGCGGCCGGACAAGCGCGGGGCGGUCGCGGGCACGGGCCGGCCUGGCAGACGAGCCCUUACGAGCUUCUCCCCGGAGGGGUAGUCGGUAG